CUGCUACCGGAUAAGGCCAUCUGGCCAUCGAAGAGGACAUGUGAGACCACUCGUUCUCUGCUCUCCCAAUCGCUUGCAUUGCCGCCGGAAAGCAAAAGCAACCAUUGCCGGUGACCAGCGGUCGACGAGUUACUCUCCUGUCGAGCUCCAAAGCCAAGUAGCCACUGCACCCACCAGCCACCAGCGCCGUGCCGGCCCAUGGGAUUAUGACGAUUGCUGUACUGACACGUGUCUCGCUUUCCUCUUCUAUAAAAUCCUAUCCUACAGAUCUUCGUGACCAUCUAGAGAGAUCCGCUACAUCCUGUUCCCUGCGGAAUCGGCGUCUUCCUCGGAAAGUGCAUAAGAAUUGCGGGGCGUUCUCUGCGACGGCCAUGGCGGACCUUGUCCGGAGCACUGUACUGGUAACCGGCGCCGGCGGUAGAACCGGUCAAAUUGUUUAUAAGAAAUUGAAGGAGAGAACAGAAAACUAUAUUGCCAGGGGUUUGGUGAGGACAGAGGAGAGCAAAGAGAAAAUUGGAGGAGCUGAUGAUGUUUUUGUUGCUGAUAUAAGGGAUGCCCAAAGCAUCGUCCCUGCAGUUCAAGGAAUAGAUGCUCUUAUCAUUCUUACUAGUUCUGUCCCAAAAAUGAAGCCAGGGUAUGACCCAAGCCAGGGUGGGAGGCCAGAGUUUUAUUUUGAGGAUGGAGCAUAUCCUGAACAGGUUGAUUGGGUUGGUCAGAAAAAUCAGAUUGACGCUGCUAAGGCUGCUGGGGUGAAGCAGAUUGUUCUGGUUGGUUCUAUGGGUGGUACAGACCUAAAUCAUCCUUUGAAUAGCUUGGGGAAUGGAAAUAUAUUGGUGUGGAAGCGGAAGGCAGAGCAAUAUCUGGCGGAUUCUGGUGUUCCAUACACAAUUAUAAGGGCUGGAGGGCUGCAGGACAAGGAUGGGGGCCUGCGGGAGCUCCUUGUAGGUAAAAAUGAUGAACUCCUUAAAACUGAAACCAAAACAAUUGCUAGGGCUGAUGUUGCAGAAGUCUCCAUACAGGCUUUACAGUUUGAGGAGGCAAAAUUCAAGGCAUUUGACCUCGCAUCAAAGCCCGAGGGUACUGGUACACCAACAACAGACUUCAAGGCUCUCUUCUCACUUACCUCCGAACGUUUUUGAGCCUUUUUGUGUUUAAACCUUCUCUAAGAACCUCUAAAUAAAUUGUACUGUAGAAUUUGCAAUUCUGUUGUAUUAUUACUAUCAUCAGGGCGAAAUUAGAACUUGUGGAAAUCAUUGUCACAUCUACCUUAAGAGCCAUUUGCAGUGUUGGUUCGC
Messenger RNA from Dendrobium catenatum, 1295 nucleotides. RefSeq lists its product as uncharacterized. NCBI's taxonomy places the organism in Eukaryota, Viridiplantae, Streptophyta, Magnoliopsida, Asparagales, Orchidaceae. Gene Ontology annotation, molecular function: oxidoreductase activity. Gene Ontology annotation, cellular component: chloroplast. The transcript is spliced from 7 exons. The coding region runs from base 207 to 1139 and encodes 310 amino acids. The record is from RefSeq and is a predicted model, not a curated record.